UGGCUUGCUUCUUUGAAAUAGUUUUGUAGCGGCUCGACAUAAAGUUGACGAUGUGAUGAAAAUGUUUACUGUUUGCCGAUUUUGCUUGAACGAUGAUGAGACAAGCCUUCGUCUAAUCAUGCAGUCCGACGAUUAUUCGCUUACUAUCGAAGAUAUGGAACUGUUAACGGGAUUACAACUAAAUGACGAGCAACUCUACUCAUACGCCGUUUGCUUUGAAUGUUCGAAGAAUCUGGAAAUGUUGGGUGCCUUUCGAGAACUUUGUUUAAGCAACGAUGCUUACUUCCGACAAGUCUGCACCAUGCAGUAUGCAAAAGUGGAACUAGCUCCCAAUGAAAUAGAGUUUGCGCAUAGUGUAACAAUUGAAGAAGAUAGCGCUGAUGACUUGCCAGCGACCGCACAAAACCGACUAACUCCACAAAGCAACUUGGACCUGGAAGUGGAAAACGAUGACUACUGUUCUGUGCGGAAUACAAUCGCCUCGGCGCAAUCUUUCGUAUCCAAGCAUGGCGAACGUGGCGAGGAUCACGAGGAUUCACCGACAAACUUAGCAAAAACAUGCAAAACGAAAUGUGGUUCUACAAAGAUCCCAGACGAGUGUAAAAACACAAACCGGCCGAAGAACAGCCAACGGCAACUUUGUGAUAUGUGUGGAAAAAUGGUAACAAACAUAGUGCUGCAUAUUUCUAGCCACACGAAGGAAACGAAAUACAAAUGUGUACACUGUCCUACGAAAAUGACUCAUCCAGCCAAUCUACUGCGCCACAUUAGGGCUGUCCAUUUGAAGACAAUCGUAAAAUCAUGUGAAUUGUGUGGUAAAGGUUUCACGCACAAUAACACCUAUAAAUCACACAUGCGCUCACAACACGAUAUCGGAGAAACCUACAAAUGUAAAAUGUGCUCCAAACCGUUCAAGUAUCCUAGUGGUUUGAGGGAUCAUGUGCAACGAUUUCAUACCAGCGGCAACAAUUAUAAGUGCGUUGUAUGUGAGAAAAUGUUCAAAACGAAGCAGGCAUUGAAGGAACACGAAAAUGUACACACGAACGAAACACCACAUUGCUGUAAAUAUUGCCCAAAGCGAUUUAAAAGCAGAAGCGCCAGAUACGCGCAUCAGUUAACGCACAGUGACAUCGUAUUUAGCUGCAAGUUUUGCGAUAAAUCAUACCGUUAUAAAACUCUGCUCAACAUCCACGUUCGAAAACAUCACCAAUUGAACGUUAGCGAGAGCGAAUAGGACCGUAGUCGAAGUUGGUGUGAAGGGAAUGUUCCAAAUUGCGUGUGAUGUUUACAAAUGCAAAAAGAAUAUAAACAUGUUAAGCGAAGGUACCGUCCAAGUUUUGUCUCAGGACUCUGUGUUGAAAAAAACCUUU
This is a messenger RNA of Anopheles moucheti, 1370 nucleotides long. RefSeq names its product zinc finger protein 791-like. The record is from RefSeq and is a predicted model, not a curated record. Gene Ontology annotation, cellular component: nucleus. The coding region runs from base 56 to 1234 and encodes 392 amino acids. The transcript is spliced from 4 exons. Gene Ontology annotation, molecular function: zinc ion binding; RNA polymerase II transcription regulatory region sequence-specific DNA binding; DNA-binding transcription factor activity, RNA polymerase II-specific. Gene Ontology annotation, biological process: regulation of transcription by RNA polymerase II. Lineage: Eukaryota; Metazoa; Arthropoda; Insecta; Diptera; Culicidae.